Bemisia tabaci is the source of this 1676-nucleotide messenger RNA. RefSeq names its product retinol-binding protein pinta. The record is from RefSeq and is a predicted model, not a curated record. Gene Ontology annotation, cellular component: membrane. NCBI's taxonomy places the organism in Eukaryota, Metazoa, Arthropoda, Insecta, Hemiptera, Aleyrodidae. Gene Ontology annotation, molecular function: phosphatidylinositol bisphosphate binding.
GCGUCCAAUUAAUGCAUUUUUCCUCAGCUAUAAUUAUACGUAAUUUUAAUAGACGCUUCUGCAUCCGCAAUAUAAUAGGACUGAAUUUGUUAGUGAGCUUUCCUCCUCAUGAAAAGUUUGAAGCGAAUAUCGUGGAUUUUGUAGUUCCUCCAUACAUCCCUAUUAAUUUUUGUUGAUUCGACCCAAAUCUACGAACAAACCAACGUUUUUUUCAACAUGAGUCAAUAUCACCCCUUUGAGGAGUUGUAAAAAACAUUUAUUGCGAGGAUUAGAGUCAUUCACAUUGGAUAUUUAAAUCUUCCGUUUAAUUAAGUCCAAGGAGGGAUUAAGGCCCGUCAUGUCACCAGCUGAACCAAUAAAGGCCACAGAGACUACCCCUCAGCGGCUUGAGGAUGGAGUUCAGCAGCUAAAAGUGUGGCUCACCAAACAACCCCACCUUCCGAAUGUGGAUGACGAGGAAUGGCUCGCCACAUUCUUGUGCCAUUGUAAGCUCAGCGUGGAGAAAGCGAAACACAAAUUGGAUGGAUAUUUCAGCGUCAGAAACAAAUAUCCUCACAUACUGAAGAACCGCAACCCUAUAGAUCCAGAGAUCAUCCUCGCGGGCAAGGCCUGCACCAUAGCCAUCUCGAGCCGGCUCACCACUUCCGGCGCCCGGAUCUUCCACUUCAAGGCGAACGGAGACCCGAGCAUGUUCGACAUCGACGCCCAGGCGAAGCGGGUGUGCAUGAUCAUCGACGCCACGUACCUGGAACGCGACAGACACGUCAACUACGCGUGUGUCUUCGACCUGCGCAACAUACACUACUCGUACUUCCUCAAGACUCUGACGCGCUUCCCUCAGGUGAUCGACAUCCUCCUCAGAGGCUACUCGGACCGGAUCGUCUCCUUCAACGGUAUCAACGCCCCGCCGUUCAUCGGGAAGGUCGUAAGCACGUUCAAGAAAUACCUCCCGCAGAAGAUCGGCAACAGGAUUCACAUUCACGAAGAGGUUUCCCAAUUACUGGAGUGUGAGUGGGUAGACGCGGAGGUUCUUGCCAAGGAGUUCGGCGGCCAGGGGUCCAGUCUCAAUGAAUACGACGAGUUUACCAAACGCCUUUUGGACAAGCACGCAGGGUGGUUUGCAGAUCAGGAGUCCAUUUGUUCGAACGAAGAGCUCCGACCGAAAGACAGGAACAAUCCGGGACAACUCCAAGGCUCCUUCAGAAAAUUGGAAGUCGAUUAAUUGAUUUUUUUAACCAAAUCCUAUAUACAUUGUAAAUAUUUAUGAGGAAAAAAAACACUAAAAAGUGUCCGGAAAUUGUAUGUUAUAACAAGGUGGAGAAAUUGUGUUUGGUCGACUCCAUUUCGCGGGAAUAUCAUCUUAAUAUUCCAAUGUAAACUGCCUGAGCUGAACACUCUCCCCCCUCAGUUUUGUACUGAUACUCAUUAGAGUUGAAUAAAAUUAUUUUUGACUCUAAUUAUAAUUUUUGGAACUUCUUGGCUUUUUUCCCCGCGAAAUGGUGUGGAUCCAGCACCAUUUCUCCACCUUGUAAAUAUUAUUGAUAAGGUUUAGUUUCGUUGAGGUUGAAGUUGAAUAAAACGUUGAAGAUUAACUUCAUUCUCUUCACUGAGAGAUCUAUGUACAGUUUGUGUCUCAUAAUUUUUGUAUUAUCACAAGUACAUUGCAUAAUCUCGAA